Molecule: messenger RNA, 8382 nt
Organism: Anopheles arabiensis
Lineage: Eukaryota; Metazoa; Arthropoda; Insecta; Diptera; Culicidae
Product: putative tyramine receptor 2
Exons: 6
Coding region: 1303-3732 (809 amino acids)
Biological process (GO): adenylate cyclase-activating adrenergic receptor signaling pathway
Cellular component (GO): membrane
Molecular function (GO): G protein-coupled receptor activity
Source: RefSeq, a predicted model, not a curated record
UCGUCCGAUUCACUGGUCCCGUGUGCACGCCAAACCCGUUCCUCUGGCUAGCAUCGCGCCGCGUGCGAACCGCGAAAAGGGCAACCCUUUGCCAUUGACUCCAGUUUGGCGGGCAGCGUCCGGUUUCGCAUCAUUUCGCUGCUAGAACAGUCUCCCCGGGGAUGGAGUUUUGUAGUAAGCGGAUGUGGAUGUCGAGUGUUUGAGUGAUAGUGUGCCCCGAGGCCAACGAGAUCACUCCCUGUACAAGUGUGUGUGUCUGUGAACGUGCGUCCAUCCGAAACCGACCAGAACGGUCUUACCCACCAGCGCUUUACCCGUGCGGAUGUGAAGCUGCGUGUGACAACGGUUUGCUCAUAAGUCAAACAGAACCACAAUAGCACACACAACAACAGCUAAAAAGGUGCGAAACUUUCAGACCUAUCCCACUUGCACCCGUGGGGCACCCUAGGGGCAGUUUGGGAGGCUGAAGGUGUGGCGAUGCUUGGGCAGGUGAUUAAGUGUGCCGACGAAGGGCAGGCGGUGCGGCAAGCGCUCGGUCCGAUGAUGGGUGUAGAUCAAUAAACAAACAAGACGCCAGCCGUUUCGGAUCAUCCGUCAGAGCGCGUGUUGAAUCGCACUAAUGACUACAUCGAUGUGCUCGGUAAAUUGCUUUUAUUCGUGUGUAUGUGGUUGUGUGUAUGUGCGAUUGUGAAUGGGUUUCUAUUACCCAGUUGUGUGUCUCGUUUACUUGGCUUUCUAGCUUUUUCAUGAUCACCGGGAACGAUCGUACCAAACGCACCCGUGGCAGUAAAAUAUUCUGGGUGCGAAAAUGCAUCAGCUACACUAUCGGUAGAAUAGUGUGCUUUGUAACUGGGACUACUGAAACGAAUCUAAAUUCCAAUCUUAGAACCAUUAAGCGACUGCUUUGCCUUGCACAGCGUAAUGUUGGCAAAGUAACCGAAAACUUCCAAUACAAUCCAAUACAAUCAUUCCGCCGGAGUUGGUGCUUGUUUUUAGUGGGAGAAAGUGCUCAGCCUCUUACCCGAGCCUUACCCAGGCAAAGUUGAUAAAAUAUGGCCGUGGCAAAAGUUUCCAGAGCUUUCGAGCGAAUACUUACGUCUGCCAGCUUUAAGUGAACGCUCUACCACUUACCGCUGUCGUGUAGCGAGCUGGUGGCAAUCAGAUUUAUUAGCCCACCCUUCCGUUUUCGGAGCAGUCGAUCGUGCUACUGCUGCUGCUGCUGCUGCCACUGAUGAUGAUGACGAUGACGUGUUCCCACAAAUACUAUCACCUGCGCCGUCUUCUUCACACGCUUUGCAAAGAAUGAGUCGCGUGCAAUCGUUAGAUGAUCGAGAUAGUAAGCGACGGUCGAGCACGAAACCUGCCGCACUAACACCGCUGCACCUAGCAACGGUGGCCGCCCUGCCGGCCACGGUAACGGACGCAACCGGUCGGUUUGUGACGACACUCAACCACACGCACGCAGCCGUCCCCACGACCGCCACCAACUUCUUCAACCUGAUCGACCCGCUCGAGCUCACGACGCGCUCCCGAAGCGUUCCCAGCCUAGCGGCCAGUGCUGCCAGCAUUGGCAGUGCCGCAUCCCAUGUGGUCGGCGGCCGAAGCCGUACGCUAGCGGCGCUGUCGGCUAACGUCAGUGAGCUGGUGGAAGCCGGUAGCGGACGUGCGUACGAUCCAGCACUGUACGACGAUGGUCGAUCGCUGUACGAUCCGCUGGCGGCUGCGACGAUCACCACAGUCAGCAUCGGCAACACCACGGUCCAACCGGCAACCGUGUUCGGCCCGCGGCCAGGCGUCACCGACGGAAGUGUGCUCAUCGGUAGUGGCACCAGCGCGGCCACCACACUCGUGGUGGAUCUGGUCGGCACCGUCGAUCCGACUGCCCGCCAGCUUGAGCUGCCGAGCGCGAUGGAUGAACACUUCCUUAUCGCCAACUGGCAGGACUGUGUCGUUGUGAUACUGUUCUGCCUGCUAAUCGUAGUGACUGUGAUCGGUAACACGCUCGUCAUUCUGUCCGUGAUCACGACACGCCGUCUACGCACCGUUACCAACUGCUUCGUCAUGAGCCUGGCCGUGGCCGAUUGGCUCGUCGGCAUUUUCGUCAUGCCGCCGGCCGUCGCCGUUCAUCUGAUGGGCUCCUGGCAGCUCGGAUGGAUUCUGUGUGAUAUAUGGAUCUCAUUAGACGUACUUCUAUGUACAGCAUCAAUUCUUAGCCUUUGUGCCAUUAGUAUAGAUAGAUAUCUAGCCGUAACGCAACCAUUAAAUUAUUCCCGUCGCCGGCGCUCGAAACGGCUGGCGCUGCUGAUGAUCCUGGUCGUAUGGGUGCUGGCACUGGCCAUCACAUGUCCUCCGAUUCUCGGAUGGUACGAACCGGGCCGUCGGGAGCUGGACCAGUGCCGCUACAACCAAAACGAAGGCUACGUUGUCUUCUCGGCCAUGGGCUCGUUCUUCAUCCCGAUGACGGUGAUGGUGUACGUGUACGUACGGAUAUCAUGCGUUGUCGCCUCCCGGCACGAUAAGAUGACGGAGAUCGAAGUCCACAAGAAAAGUCACCGAGUGCGGGAACCGGAGGAGGAUGGCUACCAGUCCGAGCAGGACCCGAUCCCGCUGAGCCCCAAGCGAAAGCGUUCCUCGUCCCAGCUUUCCACCGCCACCACGACGUACGUCGCCCAGCUGGGCCCGAUGCUCGACGAGGGCGUGGGGGCUGGCCAGCCACCGAAACCGGCCGGCAAGCGAAACAACCACAAGCACGGGCACUACGAGCUGAUGGACCUGAACACGACCGGUGGCAGUACGCAGAGCCAAACCACAAUCCUUGCUGCAGCGGGCAACGGUACGGGAGGGCCGACCGGCGAUACUUCAACCGCUUCUGCUGCUGCUGAAGGGCAUCAUCAUCAUCAGGAGCAGCUGCGACAGCGGACGUACGAUGAUGGAACGAGCCUUGACGCGAUUGUCGAUGAUCCGGCCGUCGUGCUGGCGGGCCCUGGCAGUGGCAGUACCGAGAGCAACACUAGCACCGCCGCUACGGCUGCCGCGCCCGUCUCUGCCUCGGUCAAUUACAACAAACUUCCAUCGACAGCCGAGCUCUGGUCGUCCGGCAAUAGCGUUUUCAAUCAGCAAAGCCACAAACCACAAUCCCAUUCGAUGGCGAGCUUUGCCGGGGCGGCCGGUGCCGGCUCACCGCCGAACCAUUCGCAGCACUUCCACCAUCACCAUCACCACCACCAUCAUCACCAUCACCACCAUCACGAGGGUCGCCCGACGGCGGCCCUGGCAGCGGCGACGGGCGGGCUGCGGCGCAACAACACGGUCAACACUUCUAUCACGACGUCGACCUGCAGCUCGGUGCAGCUGGUCGGCGGGCGAACCGGCGGCAACAACAUCCGCAUCCACCAGAAGUCCCUCUCCUCCCGCAUCUCGUCGAUGAAGCGCGAGAACAAGACGACCCGCACGCUCAGCAUCGUGGUCGGUGGCUUCAUUGCCUGCUGGCUGCCGUUCUUCAUCCACUACAUCAUCACGCCCUUCCUCCCGAAGGACUGGACCGUGCCGAAGCUGAGCGAGUUCUUUACCUGGCUCGGCUGGAUUAACAGUGCCAUCAAUCCGUUCAUCUACGCCUUCUACAGCGUUGACUUUCGGGCCGCCUUCUGGCGAUUGACGCUGCGGCGGUUCUUCCGCAACAGCGAGAAGGCCCCGUUCGCCAACAUUCACAACCUUUCGAUGCGCGCGCGAUGAGAGGCAGGAUGCUGUUUCCUCUCCCCUUUGCUACCGGGACACUCUUUUCCUCAGUGCGUAUGUGCCUGUGUGCGUGCGUGUGUGUGAGUAUGAUUGAUUGUGAGCGAUAAGGGGACGCGGGGUGCACCAUUCCCUUGGGCGUCAUCCAGCGGGUUGCAAAUUCGAACUACGAUGGGCGACGGAAUUCGCAACGGCUGGACGGAAAAAUGACCGAUUGGCGUGAUCACGAUAUCCGGUUUGGUCAAAUGGGCAAUGACCAAACGGAAACGUGAGUGAAUGAACGAUAACAUAAAAAAAAGAGUUAUAGAACAAAUGAGAGAGAGAGAGAAAGAGAAAGAGAGAGAGAGUGAUCCUGCAGGCAGGCUUUCUAUUUGUUAUUAUUUUUGGUUGUUCUAUUAUUCCUGUACGAGAUUAGUCGUUGUUAUCUUGGGUCACAAUGUCGAAGAGGUCAAACAAUUGUGAGUAGGAUAAGUAGUUCAAUUGAAGUCGUUAUUAGGUACAUUACAGCUGCUUUUAAAUGUUCAUAUUUAAGGCAAUCGAAUCAUUGUUUAAUGAGCUUUUGUUGGCUUGAUAUUGGGCAUUCGAAUGGAAACCAUUAAAACUUAUUAUCAAGGCCUUUAAUCAACCUUCUUCUUCUCUUUUCAAAACCAAUUGAUGGAAAAAUGGGUAGCAAAAAGCUACUUUGGAAAAAUGAGCAUCCAUCUAAAUACUACUUAUGUUCUAAGGAGAAGGAUUCAGCCAGCAUGCUACAAAAAAUCUGUUCAUUUCAUGUAAUUUUUUUAUUUAGGUACACAUGUUUUGCAAUUUUUUGGUAAAAACAUUGACCCAUUCUCACCAACUCUAAAAUCCUAGAAAUCUGAUAACCAAUUGGCUUGUUUUUUUCUUCUACGUAUUGUUGGUGUUUUUAUCUGAUUUUUGCGAUUGGGCGAUUUGUGAUCACAGGCUGGUCACAAACGACAAUGCAGACAAAAAUGUUGUAGUUAUUAAACAAAUGAAUGGUACAUUUCCGAAAAGACUUUAUUGUUGCUAUUGGAAACCGCUUCAACGAAAGCAAAUGAAAUGAGGCAUUUUAUUAGUGUUUUUUUAAUGAGAUUUUUUGUAAGAUUUUUUUGUAUCAUAUGCGUAUUGAGAUUGUCCCCGAUUAUUUUUAAUGAUAUUCUUUUCGAUUUUACUUCGAUUGAUUUAGCGAUCUUGACCGGACUUAUUUCUACUUGAUUCUAAUUUCAGUCAGCUAAUUCUCUCCCCUUUAUGGAUAUCGUUUCAACGUUAUGUUUAACAUAGAACCAUCUUGUGUUCUCUGUUAAACCUUUUCAAGCUGUGUAUGAAAGCCCGUGGUAUUGGUAAAGAAAAGCUUGAGUCAAUAUGCACGAGGUCAUUGCCAACAGGUGGCGUGAUAGUGGAAAUGAAACAUCGGUUUUUGGUUAUAAUACUUUAAUAUAAAUGCUGUAAUAAUAUGAAACACGCAUCAAAUGAAAGCUAAUUGCACUUUAAAAUCAAAUUAUAUUAAAAAUCGAUACUGCCUCUCUCUGAUAUCAGUCCAAAACUAGAUUUGAACAUUUAUUUGUCGAUUUGGGAAUCCAAUUGCCUAUCGUUCGAUUCGUAAAACUUCAUAUAGCAGCUAGUUUUGGAGCAAAUAAAAACCAAACACAUUUUUCAUUUUCACUUUCACCCUUUCUCUAGUUGUUGCGAUCUCUUUUCGAUCCUUGGAAGCUUAAAUGCAGUGGAAUAAAUUGUUUGAAGAUUUUGUAUGACUUUGUACAGUACGAGCCUUUGAGUCUUUCAGCAUGGCUCGGUCCUUUUAAAAGCAUGAACUUCCCUUACCAUGUGAUAUCAGUAUGGUUAAAAGUAUUUGGCAGCUUUUAAUCAUUUUAUAAAUAUGAAAAAGUGUUUUUAUUUGUUUAUGAAUUUGAAAUGAAUUUAGCAAUAUUCUAUAUUAACUAAAGAGGUAUCAUUUUUCGAUUAUUUUUUUCAUGGUGUGGAACAAAUUAUAAAUGGCAAUGAACAAAUAAUUCAAAUGAAUAACAAAACUAGAAAAAUCCUGUAAACAUGCAGCGAUGAAAAGCAGCAUUCUUAAUGUUUUUUUUAUUUCAGCGUAACAAUUGUAGAAUUGUUCAUCUAUGCCUGACUUAGCUAUUAAUGGACUUGGCUACGAAAUUUGUCAUUUGUUCGUCUAUGGCACGAUAAUUAAAUCAUGCGUAGGAUCAGAUUCACAUAUGGUUUGAUUAUAUAAAGGACUCGAUGUAUUUUUAUUCACUUUUAACGCCUAUACGCCUGGGAAGAAGCCCAUGGGCUGGUUAUUUCAAGCCAUUUUAUUUAUGCGCGCUAUUUUCGCUCCCAGUGAUUUGCUGCUCUUCUGUAAAACGAACGCAAACAUUGAGUAAAUUAACAUUGAAUAUUAUCAUGCAUGAUUGGUUUUCUGCUACCAAAUGUCAUACACUUGUUGUCUUCCGUGCGGCUAGAGGACGACAAUUGCAGAUGAAAAGACACUUUAAAGAAAGGUAUCUUUGUUGCGAUACGCUACAGAAAAUGCUUAAUGGAUGCGAUCUGCAUUCCUGUGUCUGCAUCAUUGGUCUCAUUCAUCACGGAACCUGAAGCAACGAGUUCUUUUGUAAGCCUACAGCUAACAGCGCAAUUCACGUUCUAUGCUUUCAUUACACGUCAUCGUACGACUCGUGCAUUCAUUUUACACAGUAACACACUCACCCUCGGUACGUGCCAUAUUGCGCCACUCCAGGUGGGAACGGAGUGCUCUUCUCACCUUUACUUAAACAGCUUCACAAUGGUAAAAGGGGAAGCAAAAACACAUCGUGCUUCACAGAGUUGAAAGGCAACAGAGCCCCACACACAGGACCAAUGCGAUCCGCAUGAAAAUGAAGUGUCAUCGUUCACAUUUGCUGCCAUAUUUGCUACAAAAACGGUCCCGCUUUGUGUGGCGCUUUAUUAUUCUGCUUGCAUCGUGAGCUUUUUCUUUGUUUGUGGCGCAUAAUAGAAUCGCGUGAAAAGAAUGGUGAAAUGUGACGAACAGGAUUGGAGGGUGAAGCAAAACGUCACCCUUGCAGUAGUCAAUCCCGGUGUCGGUGAAGAAGAAUCGGAACGUUACACGCUUCCCAGCACGAUGAAGGUGAAAAAAUACGCCACCAAACAAUUAAAUAAAAAGUAAUAAUGGCAACAACAAAAGGAAGAUUUUUCCCAUACAGUCAACUUUUGUGUAUUUAAACCACUGCCGUCGGACGGAGCCGAUUACAACAGGAAAAAUGCAAAUGUGAAUAGGAAAGCUUUAACACAAACACAAAACAAAAACGAUGGUUGCUCGCUCGGAAAAUGAAUCGGAAAGCAGCGAACGCUUUCAAUAAGGCAACGUUCGCGCUUGUAUGCACUAUUGCAUUCUCGCACACGCAUCAUGUGAUUGAGAGGCUUACAGAGGCAGGCAGAAAGCACAAAUCGCGCAGUUAAUAUUUACUCUUGACGCAUUAAACAAACAGUCUUGCAAAAAAGGCUUUUAAAAUAAUCUCCCAUUAAAAUCUUUCCCCUACGGGUGUGCUAUUGAAAUAAUAAUCCAAACCCCAGCAAGUCAAUACAUUUUAUUCCGCACCAUGGUUUAUUAUGCUUUCGGGUCUUUUGUGUUUUAUUUAUGAUGAAAUAAUCGAACGGGCCAGCAAAAGGGUCACGUACAUCGUUAGCGAUUUUCAACAGAUUCGCCGGACAGUUGGCGUCAAAAAAAACCGAAACGAUGGACGUGCAUCCUGGCCAAGAACAGGAGACAAGAUAAUGGCGAUACAGUUUGUCGGGUGUUGUUAGGUUAUCGGUCAUCAUACGUCAAAGCUCAUUUUCAGUCAUUUUCACACACUGGCCCACAAGCACAGUAUUGCGAAGAAACAAUGAAAUAAAUGAAACAAGCAGCAGAGGGUUGUAGCGGGUUGGCUGUGACCAAGUCCCGGUGGCAAACGUCCGAACGCAUUGAAAGUGACCGUUGUGAUAGCAAGCGAACAAGGCGAACAACAAUUUCAAACUCCAUUCGACCCAUCGCGCAACUAAUACCGCCGUAAGCCAAAAUGAUAUAUUUUAAGAAUGCAGCAGGGGGAAUACAAGAGACAGCGAAUGGGGAGAGAGUGUGUAGCAAGGGCGAGCACGCUGAUGAUUAAAUAGAUGCAAUGAAGUGGAAAAUUAAAUAAAAUUAAAAACCUAAAAAAUCCCCUGCAAGUGAAGGGAACAUUCAUGCACACACAUACACACACACAAACACGUAUACAUUGUUGUUAAAGGCUGUCCUUGUGAAGAAAGGUUGUAGCAAACGAAGUUGAAAAAGACGGCUGACGACGCGUUCGCCGACGCGUCCAACUACGAUUGAUCGCGUGUGAAGCUGGUGCGACGGGAUAUGCGGGGACGCGUUACAAUCAACCCCACGUUUACUAGUACUAGAGACAACUGAGGACAUGGGAAAAGGGGGAUAGAGGAGUACAAAAAGGGAGAAAACACCGCUCUCCAUCCACCCCGGCUUUUCCCUUUUCCCCACCCAGAUAAUGUUGCGCGCGGAAAAUCAUUUUCCGAACGUAAACAGCUUUUGUUUUUGUUCGAGUUAUAGAAGCCAUCUAGCCGCCGUUGAAUUGAAUAAAGAGGAUUACUAUGCUAGACUAGAGCAAGUGUGUUGUA